CGAGAGAACAGACAGCCUAAGAGUUCCUUCUUAUAUGAUGUUAGUUACUCAACCCUCGAUCGUCUAGGAACACAAUACACUGAGAAGCAAAGGCCGCCCCGAAAAUGAUGCAUCUCGGACUUUCUGUCACCUACGCUCUGGCAUUGGUGGCCGGUGCUUUGGCCGUCCCAUCACAACAGCUGGACACUCGCCAGCAGCCGUUUACAUCGACAGCUAUCACCACCCAUGCCGAGCCAUGGGCGAUCGCUUUCCUGCCCGAUGACCGCGUCCUCGUCACCGAGAGACGAGGCAACCUGCGUCUCGUCGACCCGACCACUAAGUCCAUGGGCACCAUCACCGGUGUGCCCACCGUCGCCUACGGCGGUCAGGGCGGUCUCCACGACGUCGCCUUGCACCCCGAUUACGCCGAGAACAGUAUCGUGUAUCUCAGCUACGCCGAAAGCGGCUCUGGUGGAGCGGGUGGUGCCGUCGCGCGGGCCAAGCUGACGCUAGACACCAACGGCGGCGGCGCGCUGUCCGACCUCGAGGUCAUCUGGCGCCACUCGCAGAAGGCCUCGGGCGGGCUCCAGUUCGCCUGCCGCCUGCUCUUCGGCGCCGACGGCGCCCUGUGGAUCUCGUCCGGCGAGAUCAACCAGAUGACCCCGGCCCAGGACAUGACCAGCAACCUCGGCAAGGUGAUCAAGCUGUACGAGAACGGCACCGCCUUCGCGGGCAACCCGUUCGCCAGCCAAGGCGAAGUCCAGGCGCAGAUCUGGUCGCUGGGCCACCGCAACCCGCUGGGCAUCGACUGGGACGCCGAGGGCCGUCUCUGGGAGGUCGAGAUGGGGCCCAUGGGCGGCGACGAGCUCAACCUGAUCCAGUCGGGCGCCAACUACGGCUGGCCGGUCGUGUCCGAGGGCCGCCACUACGACGGCCGGACGAUCCCCGCGCACAGCACGCGCCCCGACAUCGAGCCGCCCAAGGCCUUCUGGGUCCCCGUCAUCUCCCCGGCCGGCUUGAUCAUCUACAAGGGCGACCUGUUUCCCGACUGGACGGGCAACGCCAUCAUCACCGGUCUUAGCGCACAAGGAAUCGUGCGCGUGACCAUCACUGGCGACACGGCGAAGGAGGCUCAGCGCAUCUCCAUGGGUAAGCGCAUGCGCGGUAUCCGAGAGGACAAGGACGGCGCCAUCUGGGUGGUCGAGGAUGGUCCUGGCGGCCGGCUCUUGAAGCUUACCCCGAACUAAACUUGCGUUUAGCGAAGUACUUGGGAGGUUUUAGGACCGCAUGUAUGUACAUAAGGUAGAUUAUAUUGUCGUUUUUACGCGUUAUAAAAUUGGUGCGUUUUACCUUGCAGUUUUACCCCUUUUUGAACCUCGCAACGUUUAGUUGAAUAGUUCAACCAAUCAACAACAAACCGCGAAUUAUAAGCGGCGCUUUGUUUUCUACAUCGCUUGUAAUCGUAUGCAGGGCCCCUUCGAAUGUUGGUUGUCCCUUGAUUAAUC
Annulohypoxylon truncatum is the source of this 1484-nucleotide messenger RNA. Its product is annotated as soluble quino protein glucose dehydrogenase. The transcript has a single exon. Lineage: Eukaryota; Fungi; Ascomycota; Sordariomycetes; Xylariales; Hypoxylaceae. The record is from RefSeq and is a predicted model, not a curated record. Bases 105 to 1226 code for a protein of 373 amino acids.